AUGUUCAACGGCUUCAACACACCCAUACCCCCCAGCGACGCUGAGCUUGCCACCCAGACACUAAACGAAGAAGCCAGCUACCGCUUCUCCUUCUUCACAGCGAAUGAUGCCGUGACACUGGGCCUCUCUCUGCGAAAACGAUUUCGUGCCUCAUCGCGGCAUGGGAAGGGAAAAGGACUUGUUAUUUCUAUUCAGACUAUCGCAGGGCACACGCUAUUUGCUUGUACGGUUGGAGACCUUGGGGGACUGUCCGGCGUCGGGGAUGUCAGUCUCGAUAGCUGGACCUGCAUUGAGGGAAUGAUUGCAGUCGUUCGACGGACGGGUCAUUCAAGCUACUACGUGGAGAAAGGCAUGGGUGCCAUGGGCAAGACACCAAAACAGAUAGGUAUCCAAGGCGAAUACCGAAUUAAUGGAGGAGCGUUUCCAAUAUGGCUGGAGAAUGCUCCUUGUUGUCCAAUUGCAAUCGUCGCAUGCUAUUCGGGGUCGAGUGCGGACGACCACCAUCUGGUUGUCGCCGCUGUCAGGGACUACUUGAAGAAAAGGAGAGAAAGUACUGAUGCCCCGCUUAUGUCGGGUUCAAUACCGAUGCCUGUGCCAGCAGCUCGAGAGAACACAAUCCGAGAAAGCACCAUCCGGGAAAGCACUGUGGGUCCUUACACUGAGCUUUCCGUCGUUGACACUAAAGGAGUCAUCUUUAUGAUUGAAGGCUUGGCAAACUGA
This is a messenger RNA of Postia placenta MAD-698-R-SB12, 720 nucleotides long. RefSeq lists its product as hypothetical. NCBI's taxonomy places the organism in Eukaryota, Fungi, Basidiomycota, Agaricomycetes, Polyporales, Adustoporiaceae. Gene Ontology annotation, cellular component: TRC complex. The record is from RefSeq and is a predicted model, not a curated record. Gene Ontology annotation, biological process: post-translational protein targeting to endoplasmic reticulum membrane. The transcript is spliced from 5 exons. The coding region runs from base 1 to 720 and encodes 239 amino acids.